AUGGCUGCCCCGCAGGUAUCUGCUGCGCAAGCCAUCGGCGAGUACCUCCAGUCUCCUGACGAUCUCCUGAAAAUCUCAGCAUUCCGGAAGAAAUUGGAGAAAGAGAAGGCCUCCAUUGAUGCCAGACUCAAAAGUGGUGUCAAGGAGCAGCUUGAUGCAACUCGGGAAGGACUCACGAAAUUGCUUGGGACGCGAAACAACGUUCAGGUCAUAAAGGAGGAGAUGCAGACUGUGGACAGGAUGUGCUCUGACCCUCAAAAUGUCGUGUCAACAUUCGACCAGAUCAGCAGGCUUGAGGUUGUACAGGUGUCGAUGGUUCACAGGAAUUUCGAACAGACGGAGGAGAUGGUCAACAAUCUACUGGAGAUUAACUCGAAGCUCGACGUACUAGAGGAAUUAUUGGAAGCGGAGAGCAGAACCAUCAUUGGGCCCGCUCCUAAUCUCCUUCCAAUCCACUUUCACAUCAACCGUCUGGAGGCAUUCCGGAAUCAGACCAUGCAUCAAGCAAAGAAAGCUUCUGCCAAUUCGCGCCACAAACUUGCGCGUAUGUUUGAGCGGUUAAACAAGCUCAUUGAAGAUUUCGAGGCAUACAUCAUGGAGUUAGCCCGCAACGUGCUGCCACUUGUUCGUGCAGGAUAUCCGGAAGUUGUGGUAAAGCUCAUAAAGAUCGCGGAGCUUGAGGCACGGGAAGACGAAAAGGCCAUUGCUAUUAGGCUCGUCAAAAAAGCUGCCAAGAUGGACGCAGCAUCUAAAUUCAAGUCCAUGCAGGCAAAUGCCCGUAUCAUCAAGCACUACCGCUCUAAAGCUACCAAAGCCAUAUCUGACUCCAUCAAGGCCAAUUUUGAUGACGCAUAUACGCGGCAUCAGCACGACCCUGGCGCCUUUCUUGGUGGCCUUUCUUGGAUAUACCAAGACCUCAUCCGGAUCGAAAGCGACGUGGUGCCAUGCUUUCCACCGAGCUACGAGAUACAUGCGUUCUAUAUCAAAGAGUACCAUCGUACUCUAAAUGCGACCCUUCAGCGCAUCAUUGAAUCGGAGCCCGAUGCGAGCAUCAUGCUCGACCUUCAUGCCUGGAUCAAGGAGUACAAGAAGAGCAUGAAAGAGUUGAAUAUAGCUCCGGAGCUCCUUGAUCCACCGCUGCUCGGCGGCGAGGAGCAGAACCUCAUCGAGGACUACCUGAAUUUGAUUGUCAAGAAGCUCGAUGAAUGGUCUGCGAACCUAAUGAAGACGGAGAUUCAGGAGUUCACUACGCGCUCGGAUCCACCCGAGGUGGACAGCGACGGACUCUAUGGCACGCAGGGCGCGGUUAUCCUGUUCCAGAUGGUGAACCAACAGAUCGACGCAGCGACAGAAAGUGGUCAAGGAGCUAUCCUUGCUCGUGUGGUGGGUGAGGUGAAUCGAGUAAUGAGGAGCAUACAGGAUCAAUGGACCAAAGUCGUUGAGGCAGAGCUGAAGAAGCAGACGGAGAAACCGGAGGAGGUCGUCGGGGGUCUGGCAGAGUAUUGCAUUGCACUUGCCAACGACCAAAUCAAGUCCGCCGACAACACCGAGGCGCUUUUGGGACGACUCGAACCCCUUGUAUCAGAGAAGUACCGAACGCCCAUUAGUGAGAAGCUCAAUGACGCCAUUGAUGGAAACUUGGAUGUUGCGAAGAAAUGCAUUCAGACGUUUAUUGAUAUUAUCCUCAACGACUUGAAGCCCGCGACUAAGCAACUUUUCCAGCCAACUUGGUACGACGGUGUCAUGGAACAGAUCGUGCUUACGAUGCGGGAUUACAUGGCCGAUCAAUCUUAUAUCAACCCAUCGCUCCUCGAGCUUCUUGUCGAGUAUCUGCUUGACGCCUUCUUGGUUACUUAUCUUACUGCACUCGCCAACUGCCCGAAAUUACGCAUACCGGCAGCAACGGAGCGCAUCAAAGAGGACAUCAGUACUGUGUUCUCCUUCUUCAGCGGGUUCAAACCCGCCAAAGAGCUCGAACCAUACUUCGAGGUGGUGGACCUGAUUUUAGCGAUGUUGGAAGCGUCUAAAAGCAUGGUUUUCCUGUCAUUUUGGGCCUUUGCGAAAGUGCACGGGCCAUGUAUACCGUUCGUGGAAGGACUGAUGAAAGUUCGAGGAGAUUUCGAUCGUUCUGCUGUCAGCGAAGUAAUGGAUAGCAUCAAGCGCAAAGUAAAAGAUGAUGGCCUAACUGAUCCUCCGGAACCGACGAUCAUGAAGAAGAUAACGGUUCAAAGCACACUAUCACGUUUCUUGCGGACAUGA
This is a messenger RNA of Suillus subalutaceus, 2259 nucleotides long. RefSeq names its product exocyst complex component Sec6-domain-containing protein. Gene Ontology annotation, biological process: exocytosis; exocyst localization. Bases 1 to 2259 code for a protein of 752 amino acids. NCBI's taxonomy places the organism in Eukaryota, Fungi, Basidiomycota, Agaricomycetes, Boletales, Suillaceae. Gene Ontology annotation, cellular component: exocyst. The transcript has 4 exons. Gene Ontology annotation, molecular function: SNARE binding. The record is from RefSeq and is a predicted model, not a curated record.